AAGUCUCUCCAGCCGGACUCCAUCCACAUCCUCCACCACGUCUUCAGCCAAUAUCCCCCUCCUUCCUCGCCGUGCACCCUUUGCCCCUCUUCGGUCGACAAACGCCCCCCUUGCCGCUGACGAUCAGAUGUCCUCCUCCACCUCGUCUACGUUUCUAGAUUACAACCCUACCGAUAACUCUCAGGACAACGACCCUGCACGCUUUGGUAUCGGGAGAGCCAUCAUUCCACGUACUCCCGUUGACAGUGUCAGCACCAAUGCACCUCCAUCCUCGAGGCGCAGGUCUAUCCCAAAUCAAGCACAGAGCAGUACGACUGUGUCGCGACCGCCUCUGCUACAAUCUCUACGUCCACUCCCUCGACGACCGAAUCAUUCGCCAUCCGCUUCCAGCUCAUCGUCCCGACGCGGCUCACUUCCCAACAUCCUGCAACAGUCGACGGCUAAGGCCGCACCGUCGCAGCCUGUACCUUUGGUCCACAACGACAAUGCUAACGUGCUCAUGCCUCCUGACGACAUCUACUCCAAUCUCUCUACGUAUACCUUCGGUGCCGCGCGAUCACCUCAGCGACCCACAGACCAGUCGAUCAGUCCCUUCACAGUAGCGGCUUCCAAUAGUGGCGAUCUUCAUACCCCUCGGCAGUCUAUUUCAGGCUCGAGCGGCACCACUCGUGCUCGGAAUACACCCAAGAUCAGUACUUUGGACGUGAAGGACGGAGCUUGGUCAGACGAGGACGAGGACGAGGACGAGGCAGCAAGACAGAACAGGGCCAAGAUGCGUGCUAUCGAUGAUGGUACCCGCAGACCUUCUCUCCCCACCAACGCAUACUCCGGUCCCUCGGGAUCGGCUUCGUCACCCCGCGCCGACACAGAUUCGGAAGUAGAGCUGGAUUCGGCCACUGCGUACGAUGACGAUGGCGAAGAGCUUGAUACGGACGUGGAGUUUGACUAUCGGAACCCCUCUCGUGAAGAUAUUUCUGAUGCCGCCUCCCUGCACACCUUCGGCGGUGGUGACAAGUCCUACUACGCUCCGGGUCCUGCACGAGAUGAGCGGUACAGCAGGCUGAGUUUCGCCCCCAGCUACAUGUCGCAGGAUCCGAGUGAGUACCAAGAUGAAGACGAGGAUAUAGAGCACGUUGAUGCCGGUGCGUCCUCGCCUGUCACCUUCGCUCGAGUGGACAGCGGCGGCGAGGAGGGCACGCCGAGCUCUUUCGGGUCCCAUCCUCCAUCUCGCCGUGGAAGCGUCCCAUGGAACAUUCCCGGUGCCCCAGGCACCACUCCUCGGGGCCGCGAAGACAGCGAAGCGACGAUCCUGGCCGAACGCCGCAUGAGCAGGAGUCUCGGCGACGAGCUUGGCCAGCACUCGCCCGCUGCGCUUCCUCAUGUGCAGGCGACGAGUCAGCCCACCACCCUCGCGGACUGGCGCAAUCUGGAGGCGCAGGUGCAGGCGCAGGAAGAGGCGUUUGUGCGGAAUGAGCAGGACGAGCAGGUGCAGCUGGACGAUAACAUCACGACGGAUCCGGUGGUGACGGACACGUACGAGGGCUUCAACCUCCAGUACAUCCUUGGCGAUGGCAUUCGGCGAUCGUGGUCGUCGGGCGCGCCUUCAUACAUCGCUGCAGGUGGACUAGACUCCCGCCGUCCUAGCACGUCCAUUAUCGCUCCGUGGGAAUACCAGAACUCGAUCUCGAGUGGACGUCGAUCCAGCACGACGACGAUGAGCGACGAUGCCUUCACUUCGCAGCUGCGGAAGCUCGACAAAGGAUAUCUCAGGCGGCGCGAGGAGUGGAGCUUCCGGAAGGAGAUGGCAGACGGCUCUGCCGUCAACGUUCUUCCGGCUCGCGCUGGUCGUCCAGCGAUCCACGAGCUCUGGCGACAUCAGUACGUGGGCAGGUUCAAGGUUGACAAGCAGUGGACAGAACAUCCCUCGAAAGCACCCACGCAGCGCAUCAAUGUCCGCCAUAUCGCCGACCCGUUCUCGCGCGGGAACACGAAGGGCGGUCCGCACUCCAUCAUCCACAGGCAUUCCCGGGCGAUCGCGUUCAGUAUCUUCCGCAAGUACGGCUUGUUCGGACGCGCGCACAAGCCUGGUGGGACGUCGUUCCAUGUACACACGAGCGGGACGAUCCUGCUUGCAACGAUGGACGUGCAGGCCCAUUUCACGAGCACUCGAACGACCAGCCAGCUGAAUGCUCAUGGCCUCCUUACCGAAGGGCAGCCUAGACCUGCCGAUCGUGAGUCGGGCGGCCGUGAUCGGUCGAAGGAUAAGGAGCGGGACAAGGCGAAGGACAAGGGAAAGGCGAAGGACAAGGGCAAGAUGGGUCAAAAGGGCGCGUCGGACACGUCCAGUCAGACUGCGAGCGUCGGUAGCGUUACUUCGAGCAACGCGACGCACGCGUCGACAGUGACGGCUACCAGCAGGAUCGUGGAAGAAGACAGUCCGAUGGGGAGGCGGCCGUAUACAGCUUCUCCGCCUUCUGUCCCGACCUCCCCUACCAUCGUGCCAUCGUCUGCCGCUUCUACGAGCUACUCGACCUCUACUACUACAAUUUCCGCUGAACCUUCUCCCGCGCCCACCCUCGAUGUGUCGAUGUUCUCUCGUGAUCGGCUUCCGUCAUCCAUUACACGGAAUGGUCGUGACGAAGACGGCAUGGAUCUUGAUGACGAGACUCGCCAUCCGCGAACAUCCCAUGCGGAGGCCUUUGCCACCCUGGACUCGGGGAGUAUCGAGUAUCUCCGCGGACGGUCUGACCAUCACGUCGAGCACGAGCAUUCAGGUGGUGGUGGGAUGCUUGAGAGGAUUGCGCGGCGCAUACGGGGGAACAACGUCCGGGCCGGUGCGAAGACUGCCGGUCCGUCACCCGAUGCAGCCUUCACCCCUACGUUACCGCCUUGGGUUACCCUCGCACCUCGCUCGAAGCAAGAAGAGCGCGAGCGCGUUAUCCAGAAUCUCAACGACUCGUUCAAGGACGUUGGCCUACUGCCGACCUUCCGACCUAAUCGCGCCGAACGCAGUAAGGGCAAGCAGCCGAUGAAGAACCAAGCAGGCGUCAACGUAUUCGAGGAGGUCCCUGUGGAUGCCCUCCACAUGCUGCUCCCGCUCUGGCCCUGCAACACAGAUGAAUCGUCUACCGUCGCUAACGAGGACAGCGCCAAAUACAUACUUCCCGUCGAGGAGCGCCAGUACCUCAUCGUCUAUUACGUGCCCUUCGACGAGCGCAAGAACAAGAAAAAGAAGGGUGACGCGAACAAGAAACGCUCUCGGGCCGACUCUCUGGCGACAUCUACGGCCGUUGCGCCGAAGACGAAGGGGAUUCCGAAGUCCUCGUUCCGUGUGUGCGCUCGCCUGGUCUCCUAUCAAGACUUCCUCGGAACUGGUGUUCGUUUGCCGAGCGAAGGUUUGGCGAUAACGGGCCCCAUGACGGAAGCUAUGGCAGCCCUUCCUCCCGCCUCAAUUCGUGAGCAGCACCCUGGUGACGUCGUCAUCGGGGUGUGCUCUGGGAAAGAGAAGGAAAUUGAAUUUCUUCCGGAGGGUCUUGCCUCCGUUGGUCUUGCCACAGCGAUAGUGGAGAACCAGCCGCCACAGCCCCCGUCGCCCGUGCAUGAAGAGGAGAUGAUGGACGAAUUUGACCCGACAUACACGCUCACGCCCAUUGGACGCGCCGCGGUCGAGAUGGCUUGGCUAGGUUGCCUUGCGAUCACGUUCUCGGACGUUCCUCCCCCGGCGAUGAAGUCAUGAACGCGACGCAUGCACGCCACGACGGACUUUCCCACAUGGUGUAUCAUAAUCAAUUUUCCCCGUCGGACGGUGUACAUUUUCCCCGGGGCUCAGAGCGGCGCUUGCCGCUCGUGUUGCUACCGCACAAGACAACCUACUCCCAUGUAACCAUGCCCAUCUGGUCCCGUAUGCAUAUGCUUCAACUAUACUCCGAGUACCGAUAUUUACUGUUCACGAUUAUUCCCGUCCCCCUCCCCCUCUGCUCACCGCUUCGCAAUAUCGUGAUCGAUUUCGAUACCCACCAUGGCUUGGCUGCUACCAACACCAUCUGUAUACAUCUGUUCUCUUUUUGGUCGCAUGCGUGCAUGGAUUACCUCGGUGUCUCUCAUAACGCAGUAACGCAGCAAUGAUUACCUUUGUGCCCAUUUCCUCAGACUAGAUUCUGUAUGAUAUUCGCAUCGUCCCCAGUUUCUCUAUGCCAGCGCAAAUUCUCC
Dichomitus squalens LYAD-421 SS1 is the source of this 4209-nucleotide messenger RNA. RefSeq lists its product as uncharacterized. The record is from RefSeq and is a predicted model, not a curated record. The transcript has 3 exons. Bases 128 to 3736 code for a protein of 1202 amino acids. NCBI's taxonomy places the organism in Eukaryota, Fungi, Basidiomycota, Agaricomycetes, Polyporales, Polyporaceae.